CGUCAUCAAUUUUGUGGAAACACGGACUGUGAAUCGGUGCAGGGCAGUUUCAGGUUCUGUUGGUGCUUGCGAUGGUCGCAUUCGUAUAUAAGGCAGCCUGCUUUGUCUCGAGGACUCUCAUUCCCACUAAGCCUCCCGCUCCUCUCCCAAAACCUUCAUUUCGCUAUUACUCUUAGACAUGCCUGCUGUUGUUAUUAGCACACAUGCCGGACAUGAGCUCGACGCUGUUUCCGAUGCAGUAGAUGACGUAAAUGUUCUCAAGGCCAAAAUUUGGGACUCUCAGUCUGAGUUUGAUUCUACCAAAGACAAGACGAACUUCCGGCAGUAUGAGACUGCCUGCGAUCGUGUCAAGAAUUUUUACAAAGAGCAACAUGAAAAACAGACUGUAGCUUACAACAUCAAGGCCCGCAUGGAAUUCAAAAGCCGGAAACGCGCUCGCAUGGGUAUCUGGCAAGCUAUGGAAAUGCUCAAUACGCUUGUAGAUGACUCGGAUCCAGAUACUGAACUUUCGCAAAUUGAGCAUUUGCUCCAGACUGCCGAGGCUAUCCGACGCGACGGCAAGCCUGAAUGGAUGCAAGUUACCGGUUUGAUCCACGACCUUGGUAAGCUGCUGUACCUAUUUGGCAGUGAAGGCCAGUGGGACGUUGUCGGUGAUACCUUCGUGGUCGGCUGCGCCUUCUCCGAUAAAAACAUAUACCCCGAUACCUUCGCCGGCAACCCAGACUUCCACGACGCUGUUUAUUCCACGCAGCAUGGAAUUUAUGAGCCUAACUGCGGCCUUGAUAAUGUUAUGGUGUCUUGGGGUCAUGACGAGUAUCUCUACAGUGUCGUUAAGGAUCAGAGCUCGCUUCCUGCAGAAGGACUUGCUAUGAUCAGGUAUCACAGUUUUUAUCCAUGGCACCGUGAGGGAGCUUACACGCACCUCAUGAAUGAGAAGGAUCGCGUAGCCCUUCAGGCCGUUCGCGCCUUCAACCCUUAUGAUCUCUACUCAAAGAGUGACGAGCCCUGCGAUACUGAAAAACUUCGCCCAUACUACGAGGGCCUCAUUGCUAAAUUCUUCCCUUCUGAGAUUGACUGGUAGGUGCGCGUGAUAGAGCGCACGACUUUAUUUUAAAAUCAUAGACAACCGUCUGGUAGUAUAGAUACAGCCUCUUAGUCGAUAUAGAGGGCAAGACCCGUGCAGCUUAGAUGUGUAUUUUUUUCAAGGUUUGUGUCCUUAGUUGUUCCAUCUACUUUAUUUCAGCAGUAUCCCAAUGUCCGUAUAGAAGCAUUUAUUAGCAUCUACAUAAUUUAAAUUGUUGCCACAGAA
Messenger RNA from Suillus subalutaceus, 1309 nucleotides. RefSeq names its product inositol oxygenase. Lineage: Eukaryota; Fungi; Basidiomycota; Agaricomycetes; Boletales; Suillaceae. Gene Ontology annotation, cellular component: cytoplasm. The record is from RefSeq and is a predicted model, not a curated record. The transcript has 7 exons. Gene Ontology annotation, molecular function: iron ion binding; inositol oxygenase activity. Gene Ontology annotation, biological process: inositol catabolic process. The coding region runs from base 179 to 1081 and encodes 300 amino acids.